Chionomys nivalis (European snow vole) is the source of this 4386-nucleotide messenger RNA. RefSeq names its product family with sequence similarity 78 member A (gene Fam78a). Bases 1275 to 2126 code for a protein of 283 amino acids. The transcript has 3 exons. NCBI's taxonomy places the organism in Eukaryota, Metazoa, Chordata, Mammalia, Rodentia, Cricetidae. The record is from RefSeq and is a predicted model, not a curated record.
CCAAGGGGGGAGGGAACGCUGAGUGCGGGAGCGAGGGUGGAGAGCCGGGCGGGCCGGAGGAGGAGGCGGCGCCCGCCCGCCGGCCGCCGCCUGCGGACCUGCAUCCCGCGGGGCGCACGACCGAGCGGCGGUCCUGCGUGCGCCGGUGCGCGCUGUCGCUCGGCUACGAGCGAACGCGGGGGCCAGGCCGGCGCAGGGGCCGAGUUUCUGCAAAGUUUGACCUGGUUGCCUUUCUGAUGCUGCAGCAGAGCGAGGCGGCGCUGGGCGCGCCAGGCGGCUGCGGCGCGGCGGCGGGGCAGAGCGGCGACAGCACGCUUACAAUGAUCAUAAAAUAAGGAGGCGCUCGGGGUGGGGGCAAGAGAGCCCCGAGCCUCAGCCCUCCGCCCCCGGCCAUCCCCACAGCAGCCCAGGAGUCAGGAGGGGCUUGGAGACCCGAGGCACCCACGCCAUCUCAGACCCUAAUAGAGCGGUGGACUACCCAGGGGAGGGGGGCGCCCCGAGAACGUAUGGGCGGAGGGGUCGGGGCGUCCGGAGGGCAGUGACCCAGGCACCCGGAGCGGCCCUAGGGGCAGGUCCUCAGCGGCCGCGGCGAAGCAGGCGGCGGCGGAUACCCAAGCGCAGCCCCGGGGCCCCACGCGGCGGUCGGCGGCGACAGCGACAGUAGCAAAGGAGCGCGCGAGUGGGCGCCGGAGGGGACCUGGAGAGCGCCUAGCCCGGAGCGCGCCUUUUGGAACCGCGCGUGGGUGCCAGCCACGCAGGGCGCCAGGCCUCUGCCGAUUGAACGAGAGCUCACACUGCAAUUGAUUGGGCCCCGCCGGGAGGGCGCGUGUGUCCCAGGGAGCGGGUGCGGAAAGCAGAAGGGCAGGAAGUCGGCGUUCUGCAGCGAGGGUGGCGCGACCGCGCGGGGACCGAGCCUUCCUUAUUUAUGUGCCUGCCAGCGCUCGUCUGCUUCCUCCGAAGACUUCAGGGAGACUGUCCGACCUACCAUCCCCAAGUGUGAGGACGCAGGGCUGAAUGUCAGAACAACAUGCUUAUCCAUUAAACUGCAAACUUUUCUUUUUUUAAACCCAAAGAAUAUCGGUGGCUUUUGCCCACUGUUAGAAGAGGGAGCCCAGGGCUCUUGAGAUGCAGCAGAAUCCGUAUUUAUAAUCAGGUCCGAUAGUGCUAUGCAAGUCCCCUCCACUCAGUAAGUUUUCUAUCCUAUGGAUCUCGCUUUUGAGCUUUGAGAUUAGAUUGUGCGCUCUCCGCUGGGUCCUGCAACCUCCAUCCUUUCAAUGCCCUGUUAUUUUUGGGACUGCUGGCCUUUCCUGGAGAUUAGAGCGGUCCUGUGUGCCAUGGGCUGUAUUCAGAGCAUCGGAGGCAAAGCCAGAGUCUUCCGGGAAGGAAUUACGGUGAUUGACGUGAAAGCCUCCAUCGACCCCAUCCCCACCAGCAUUGAUGAGUCCUCCAGCGUGGUACUACGCUACCGGACACCCCAUUUCCGGGCUUCGGCCCAGGUGGUCAUGCCGCCCAUCCCCAAGAAGGAGACCUGGAUCGUUGGCUGGAUUCAGGCAUGCAGCCAUAUGGAGUUUUACAACCAGUAUGGGGAGCAGGGCAUGUCUAGCUGGGAGCUCCCUGAUCUCCAGGAGGGCAAAAUUGAAGCCAUCAGUGACUCAGAUGGAGUGAACUACCCGUGGUAUGGCAAUACCACCGAGACCUGCACAAUCGUGGGCCCCACCAAGAGAGACUCCAAGUUCAUCAUCAGCAUGAACGAUAACUUUUACCCUAGCGUCACGUGGGCCGUGCCCGUCAGCGAGAGCAACGUGGCCAAACUGACCAACAUCUACCGGGACCAGAGCUUCACUACGUGGCUGGUGGCCACCAACACCUCGACCAAUGACAUGAUCAUCCUCCAGACGCUGCACUGGCGUAUGCAGCUGAGCAUCGAGGUGAAUCCCAACCGGCCCCUGGGCCAGCGCGCCCGACUGCGGGAGCCCAUUGCCCAGGACCAGCCGAAAAUCCUGAGCAAGAAUGAGCCCAUCCCGCCCAGUGCCCUGGUCAAGCCCAAUGCCAAUGACGCUCAGGUCCUCAUGUGGCGGCCCAAGUACGGGCAGCCGCUGGUGGUGAUCCCACCCAAGCACCGGUAACAGCCAGGCCGCUGCGAGGUGAGACUCACGGAACAAUAUUACUACUCAGAAGGAAACCCAGAUGCCCUCUCCGGUCAUUCAGAAAAAUACAACCAUUCUACCUUCUCCAGGGGCGGAUCUCACUGUGCUAAUCCCCGCUGGCCUCCUGGCUCUCCCACCUGCUUCCCCGCAGGACACACAGGUGUUCCCCCACCCCACCUCCCCCCCUCACCUCUGAUCAUCUCUCCUCCCCUCCCAAUCAGUUGUUCAUUGCAGCCAACUCUCUAAAACACUGCUUUUUUCUUAUCUCUCUCUCUCUCUCUCUCUCUCUCUCUCUCUAUGGGAUUCAGGGGCAGGGGAGGAGGCUGACGGUGAGGGGACCCAGCCUGCCCCUCCCGCCUCCCCUCUGUCUGUCUUCUGCCAUGCGGCCUUAUGUAGACUUGCUUUGCCAAACUUUUGCCUUAAGCUGAAUUUAAAGAAGAGGAAAGGAAAGGUCCCGGGUCUCUUCCCUUCAGGGCCUGCCUUCUGCCAGAGUUGGAAAGAAAGGCGGGCCUAGAGGGAGGCCCACCUGAGCCCACUCUUCCUGGAUGUCUGGGUGAGGGGCAAGAGUGGGGGCUCAGGUCUAAAGCCAGCUGUUUUAUUAUAUUGUCUUGGCAGAAUCAAAACCACAGACUCUGCCUGGAGCCCCUACUCUGCCCCGGUAGAACCUCUCCCUAGUACCUGCCAGGGGUGCCAGCUGGGCACAGAUCCUUGACCCCUGCUCUCUCCUCAGUAGCCUUAACUCACCUGGUGGGAUAUUGUGGGAGAAGGAAGGGAUAGAUCCCAAAGUGUUAGGUCAGGGUUAGGAAACUUUCACCUUUACUAACUCUAGAACCCGCCCCUAGGUAUGUGGCUUUUUCUCUUCCGUUUACUUUGGUCCCAAAUGCCUGGCAGGGUGGGCUGGGGUGGGGGCAUUGCCCCCGAAUCCUGAUAAGUCUGAGCUGUUCUAAGGGAAAGAAGGUGUACCCUUCCCUCCUGACCUGCAUUGUCACACUUGAAUCCGGGGUCCCGGUGCCCCAGGCUGCCCAUCCACACCCCAGGCUGCCCAUCCGCUAGCACACUGUAAAGAAGCCAAUGAUGUGGCUUCUGGCUCAUUCUCAGGGGAAGCAGCUCCCAGACUCUCUGGGAGUGGGCUGUAGAUAGGCUCUAAGCACCAGCUGGAGGGUGCUUGGGCCCCCUCCCCUCCCCAUCAUAGGUGCUCCUGGGGUGGGGAGGUCUGGGGAGCAGUUGGCAGACUCCCUGUUUCUUGUCUGAAGAAGGAAGCCCCGGCCCAGGGCUGGAGAGUUCCAUGCUUGGGCAGUGUUGGGUCACUGUGAAACUGGUUUGACACAUCGGCCAGUCUUGGGGUCUACCUUCUGGAGCCCUAGAACUUGGCUUUGAGUGAUGCCAAGGUGUCUAGAAAUGUCUGCUUUGAGCCGCUUGAGGGACAUUCCUUUAAGUGUGCCAACAGCUGCAUCACUGGAUUCCAACCAAUAAUAAGCACAGAAAACCGUCACACAAGAAAAACAAUGGUUUUGCUGCUGCUGAGCCACUGGUAGAGGGGUCUUGGUGACAGCGUGGGAGGGCACAGCUAGAUCCCAGCUCUGUUCCUACACUUGUGACAUAUUUCCUUUAGGGGUGCUUAAUGUCCCAUCAUUCUCAGGCCACUAGAGCUGGAGUCCAGUGAGCACCUCCCCUGGGACCUUCCCUUUGCGUGUAUGGAGGCUGUCGCCUUAGCUGGGAGAGCAUGGGGUCCCUGCCCUGCUUUCAGGACUGAAGAAAGAAGAUGGGCCCUGGUAAGGGUGGAGGCGAGCCCUUGUCCUGAGCUGGGGGGUCACUAAGGGUGUCUUCCUGGACAUGGGGACCCCCAAACCCAUGUUUCUUGAGAUCCCUCCCCGCUGCAUGCCUGGCUUUGCCCAGCUGGCUUCUCUGACUCUCCUUCCUCUCUACCCUCCUGCCUGACCCAAGACAGGGCUAGGGAGACUGCAGAGAGGCUGUGUGGGUCUGGCCGAGAACACCCAGCUUCUCUUGGGCUGGUUUCCUCAUGUUGUUGACAGACCCCAGGCUUUCUGGGGUCCUGAUCCCUCUACCGCUGUCCCUCAUGCCCAUGCCUCCCCAGGCGUGGACACUCACUUUUUCCAGCAAUAAGCACCAACUGUACUUGGUCAUGGAGAUACUGUGAACACAGUCCAUGCGUGCACUUACCAGCAGGCGCGAGACUCUUGAAGACAAUGUCAAAUGAACCUUUUUUUAAAGUUUAAAA